Messenger RNA from Theileria parva strain Muguga, 1524 nucleotides. RefSeq lists its product as uncharacterized. NCBI's taxonomy places the organism in Eukaryota, Apicomplexa, Aconoidasida, Piroplasmida, Theileriidae. The transcript has 4 exons. The record is from RefSeq and is a predicted model, not a curated record. Bases 1 to 1524 code for a protein of 507 amino acids.
AUGGAGUUGAUGAAGUCAAAACGUUUCUACGAACACUUAUUGUACAUUUUCCUUGAUGAUACUGCUGUUGAAACAAUAAGGAAACAAAUGAUUGCCGGUGAAAUAUGCGAAGACAAUACUGGAAUAUGCAAGGAAUCUGACUUCAUGCCAAUGCUUGAAAAUUUUAUUAAAGGCCUGUUUGAAGAAGAAAAAGAAAUGUUUUUCGCUAACACGCUUGUUAGAUUCUUUGAUUCGAAAAAUUCAACGUUCCACACCUUGAAACUAAACCCCUAUAAGAUAUUGAUCCGUGAAGUACGAGAACAUAAAAAGUAUAAAUCAGUAAGAGAUGCCUUUGAAUUCUCCUUAGAUGAAGCAUUUGCACAUUCACAUGCGAACAAAAUGGGCGCAUCAUUUUCAAUGAUAGCAUUAGUAAACAAUAAAUUUGCAUCCGAAUUAAAGGCUGACCUCAAAAAAUUCGUUCCUACGACUUACGGAAUAUCAGUGAAUGGAGUAUACCAGCACCCUGUAUUUGUGGACAUAAUCCCGCUUGACGAGAAAUCUAAACUAGUCAUAGGCGAAUCAAAUUUAUUAUGCGAAAGCACCCAAUCAUUUGGCAAGGUUAACCUUAAGACCUAUGAUGACAUUAAGUUCGAAAUUGACAAUGAACCAUUCGAACGUCCAGUAUUCACUGGCUUCAAAUUCACGACUAAGAAUGACUUAGUAACAAUUAAUGAAUCAGGACCAUCAGGCCACUUGAAGGGUAAUUAUAGUGAAGUCAAGCUUAAAUUCAAUAGGGAUGACUUUAAAGUAUUUUUUGGAAUAUCUGACAUAUUACCCACAACUUGCCUUACAGAAUUAGGUCAAUCCAAGAUUCCAGUCCAGAAGGCACUUAAAUCCUCUGUCACCUACGCUAAAGAAAGCGCAAAAUCAUACCACAUCAUUGCAACAUGUGCCUCAUUCGGAGACAACGAAAAGUCUAAGGCUGCACACAAUUAUUUACUGACCUUCAAAGGCAUUGUUCUUGGAGAAUACAGUGUAGUUGCAAAAGAAGAAGUGCCAGAGAAGUUGUACGGAGAAUGUGAUUUGUUUAGCUUGUACAAGUAUAUGCCCGGUGCUCCUCACUACAACGAGAAAAAUUAUCUCGUUGCAGUCCCAGACCAGCUCAAGUCAUACAAAGUAGAAGGGCACGUACAGAAAAUAGAGUCUGCUGAGAGACCAGUUGCGUUCAGCGAAAAACACAAGAAAUACCUAAGUUACAGGACAGUACAAAAGACCAUUGGCGAACUUGUUCUUGACCCAAAACCACUACCAGCUGAAAAGAAAACCACAAAGACCCCCGCAAAGAGAAAAAAUACUGAGAGUCUUGAACAAAGAAGAUACAAAGUUCAACAAUACGUUAAACUAAUGAAAAGCAAAAACAACAAAGUGAAAUUUGAAGAUUUCCCAGAAGACAUAAGAACAGAAUACAAAUUUCUAUUACUACAAGAACUUCUUGGUGGUUUGGAUUUGAAUCAGGUUCCAAAAGAAAAACCUAAGAAAAAAUAA